AUGGCUAUGGUGUCGCCGCUUGAUGCGCACAAUCCCAAGGAAACUUUCAAGUUCCCUGCCUUCCAGCCCGACCUGCUACCGACGCACGAGGAGGAGCCGCUUGGCCUGACAGCGCAGACUCCUAGCCCGAGUCGCAAUCAGCUGCCAAACGGAAACACGCAUACCCCCGAUCGCUGGCAGCCGCGGAGAGAUCAGAGAGCGAGUGGAAAUAGCUCGGCACAUGGCCCUACAACGAGACACGGGAGGCAGAAGAGUCUAAGUGAGGCGUUUAGGACAAUAAGGACGCGCAAAGCGAGUGUCAGUCAGAAUGCACACGAGAUUGCAGAUGCGCUCAAGGCGCCGAUAUCGCCUACGCUGGUGAUGCUCUGCGGCGUCUGGUACAUGACCUCCAUCUUCUCCAACACCUCGUCGAAAGCGAUCCUCACGGCCCUACCAAAGCCGGUGACCCUCACAGUCAUACAGUUCAUGUUUGUCUCUGGCUGGUGCUUGUUCCUUGCAGCGCUGGCCCGGAAAUAUCCCCGCAUGAAGCAGACCUUUCCCUUUCUCAAAUACGGUAUCCGCCGACCGUCCAGAGAACUUAUAAUGACUACGUUACCACUCGCCAUAUUUCAGAUUGGAGGACACAUCUUGAGCUCAGAUGCUACCAGGAGAAUACCCGUGUCUCUGGUCCAUACUAUCAAGGGGCUGUCUCCGCUGCUUACCGUGGGGGCGUACCGCAUCGUCUUCGGAAUCCAGUACUCGAUCCCUACGUAUCUUUCUUUGCUCCCACUCACGCUGGGUGUUGUCAUGGCCUGCUCCGCCGAUUUCAACGCCAACUUCAUGGGACUUAUCAUGGCUUUUGCAAGUGCUUUGCUGUUUGUUGCGCAGAAUAUCAUCUCUAAGAAACUCUUCAACGAUGCUGCUGCGGCCGAGAAGGAAGGUCUUCCGCCAUCAUCAAAAUUCACAAAACCUGACAAGCUAAAUUUGCUGUGCUACUCGUCCGGGCUUGCACUUAUCCUGACACUUCCGCUCUGGUUAUGGUCGGAAGGAUUCGGACUGCUGGGCGAUUUCCUCAGCAAAGCCUCAAUCGAUCUCAACGAGCACCCGGAAGCAUUCGACCAUGGACGCUUGUUCCUAGAAUUUGUUUUCAACGGUACCUUCCAUUUUGGUCAGAAUAUCGUUGCCUUCGUCCUGCUAUCUAUGAUAUCGCCAGUCACUUAUUCUGUGGCCAGUCUUAUCAAGCGCGUCUUCGUUAUUGUAUUCGCCAUCAUCUGGUUUGGGAAGCCCAUGACCAAGGUACAGGCUUUCGGCUUCUUCCUCACUUUCCUUGGGCUGUACCUGUAUGAUAGGACGUCGGACGCUGCAAAGAAGGACAAGCAGCCUCGAGCACUUCAGUCCACGGCGCAAGGUCCGCUGUUGCCCCUCACCACAGAUAAGCUGCCUCGUGUCAAUUUCACCGCGAGCCCCGCGACAAUGUCCGCCGGCACUGGCGCAUAUCCGUUAUCGAAUGCUCCUAUAGAGAGUCGAGAUGCGAAGAGGGAUGAUAAUAUAGGUGCUGGUAGGCCAAAUGGACAUGCUCAGCCGAGCUGGUUACCGCCGGGUACAAAGCAGGAAGACACUUGGCGACCUAACGGAAUGACAGGAAAACCUGAUGGUGUUGGUGUCACUUAUGGUUGA
This is a messenger RNA of Didymosphaeria variabile, 1656 nucleotides long. RefSeq lists its product as uncharacterized. The transcript is spliced from 2 exons. Gene Ontology annotation, cellular component: endoplasmic reticulum; Golgi apparatus. Gene Ontology annotation, molecular function: antiporter activity; phosphoenolpyruvate transmembrane transporter activity. The record is from RefSeq and is a predicted model, not a curated record. The coding region runs from base 1 to 1656 and encodes 551 amino acids. NCBI's taxonomy places the organism in Eukaryota, Fungi, Ascomycota, Dothideomycetes, Pleosporales, Didymosphaeriaceae. Gene Ontology annotation, biological process: phosphoenolpyruvate transmembrane import into Golgi lumen.